AUGACUGCCGGGGGAGACCGAGGGCGGCAGAGGAGACGUUCGUUUCUGUCUCGAGUGCGUGAUUUCUUUCAGCGAGGACGCCACAGACGGCGCCAGACAAGCCAUGACGCCACCGACUACAAAGACUAUGUGGAGGAAGCGACAAUGACCCGUGUCGACGGAGCAUUUGGGUUUGAGCUCAACGCAUUCGGCGAUGUUAACUCGGAUGAUUUUGGGGUGUUUUUGAAGAACUGCCACCCACACCUGCGUCACUACGAAGGAAAGCUUGUGGCGACCGUGGCCGGAAAAGAUGUUCGCUCCUUCACCGUUGCGAUGAUACAGGCACAGCUGGACUCGGCGAGAGGGCAGCAUGUGAAACUUGGGCUCGUCGACCACCGCCACUACGACCGCGUGUUUCGACAGGCCAACCGAACCGAUGGUACCACACAGCACGCAAGCGCACGGAGUUUGAGUGAAGAUGGGCGCAGCGGGCGUGACUCAAGUCUAUCGACAGAGGGACAACAGAUCAUUUUUAACAACCUGCGUCAGAACUCCAUGAACAGUCUUGACCGGGUACUGCCACGCCCACGUCCGCACGUACACCUACAUCAACACCACAACCCCCAAUUGCCCCACCAUCGCAGACAUCAGCAAGCGAGCCUUCCACGCCGAUUCUCGUCGCCCGGGCUUUUGCUGCACCCGAGCAGAGACGACGACAGCCUGUCGCUGGCAUCACGCAAUGAUGUGUACUGGAACAUCGACCGUGUGUUAUGGCAAGACUAUUACGUGGGCGUAUCCGACAAGGAGGAGUCAACGGCACUGUUGCAGUCUUGUCCAACGGGCACGUUUCUGUUGCGCACAGGGGUGGACUAUGAGGAGUUGCAUCCGAGCGGAUAUCGUCUUGGGGUCAAGUGGCACGAGACCGUGCAACACUUCAAAGUGUACCACGUCGCUGACAGGGACAGGUUUUACAUCUACGCUGAUCGCGAGUUUGACGUGAUUGAGGACCUCAUCCAACACUACCACAUGAACUCCAUCGAGAGGACACAGUCCAAGCUCGUGUUUCCCGUCUUCUCGCGCGGCGCCUCUGUCUGGCGCAGCGAUGGGCACGAGCACCUCGCGCCGCUCCGCCGCGCAUCUGUUGCCGACACACGAACGCUGCGCCGAUUUGGACGCCAGCAUGCAUGGCAGCGGCACAGGCGGGAGAGUGACGCAGGCACGGGUGGCGGCGCUGGCGUUUGUGGUGUUGGUUGGAGGAGCAGCAGCACGGGCGCGUCAGCACGUGCACACAGCAUGGGUCGCCAAAGCGUGGUGAGUGACGAUUUCGGGGAAGAGUCCCACUACGACGGCGAGCGGCGUGGCUCGUCGUCCCGCCCGCGACCACCGCCCGCACCGUCAUCGCGGCCAUCGUCUGCACACGGAUCCACACGUGCAGAGGCAGCACGCCACCGCCGUCGCUCAGAGCACACCUUCAAUGCGUCGUUCAGGCAGCAGCGGCAGCGACCCAGAAGCCGUGGCAGCAUCGGCGGCGGCGGUGGUGGUGGUGGUGGUGGUGGUGGUGGUCGACGGUUCUGGCGGCAGGGGUCACUGGACAGCGAGGGCGAUUUCUCGUUGACGGAGAUUGAUGACACAUUGUUGCGCGGGCAGCGCGGCGAGGUGGAGGUAGAGGUGGAAGAGGAGGAGGAGACGGACGUAUUUGUGGAAAGAAGUGUGAACAUGCGGAAAAUGUGGGACGUGGCAGAGGAGCCUGAAUUUGCACACGCACCUACAACGCGGCUGGCAACCAUGCACGCCACGAAGGCCGUCAGCCACGGUAGCGCUGGUCGGGGCACCAUCGUUGAUGUCAGCAGCACCGAUGAUGAGGACAUCGACGCCGGUGUGGCUGGGCAACACCAAUCGCACGUGUUCGCAAGCACCACGGCCAGCAGCUGCUCCAGUAGUGGAAGCAGCGGCAUCGGCGACACGAAGCAACUGAGCCAACGGCAGCAGCAAGUGCCGACGGUGGAAGAGACCAAGGAGCGGCAUCACAGCCAAAGCAAUUACGGACCCUCGCUUGCUUCGACUGGGGUUGUUUAUGACCAUCACCAACCCCACACUUACAACAGCCACCAUCAUGCCAACACAACAAUAUCCACACCAACAUCAGCACUCGCAGCAACCACACCAACAGCACCAACAAUUGCGGCAAUACCAUCCACAACGGCAACAGCAGCAGCAGCAGCAAGUGGAGAGCAUCACCACCACCAUCACCACCACCGCCACCAUCAUGGGCAUGCUUCACACCAGCAUGAUUAUGAUGUCCAGUAUCAACAGCGAGACGGCAGCAAGAGCGUGGUUGGCACGCAGACGGAAGCGGAGAAGCGCAACCCUGUGCGGGUGCACGAGCACGCGUUUGAGGCCUUACCCAUUUACAUGGCGCUGCUGUCCACGGACUACUCACCUGCGCCAUCGCGCGCCAACACAGCCCCUGUGACGCCGAUGGCCACGGCAGCGUCGUCGCCUCGCAUGGGACCGCAGGCAAGAGUUGCUGACGAGGGAGACAGCCUGCACUCCCGUCGCAGCCGCAGUGCGUGCACGAGGGGCGGGAGGAGUGAGUUCAGCAGCAGGUACAGGAGCAUGGACCACCUGCUGCGCGAGGGGCGUGGAGAGGGACGGGUGCGACGAAGGAUUAAGACGGAGACUACACUAGACAAGCAGGAAGAGGUGAACCAGGAAGGGGCUGCACAGCCGUGGACGUCAAGAAGGAGGAGGAGGAGAAAGAGAAGGAAGAAAGGGAGGAGGAGGUGCCGGCGUUCAAGACCUGGCGAACGGGCCAGUCAGGACACUUUGCGGCACACCAGUCAAGGAUCCCCAGAUGUAUACAGGAGAAGCGCAGGUGUCCAGGAACCACAAUCACCGGUAUCGCCGCACUCGCCGCACUCGCCGCGUCGUAAUGGUGUUGUUGAUGGUCUUGUUGGUGUUGGUGGUGUUGGUGGUGUUGGGUUGCUGAGGACCCAUGGCAGUGGCCGUGUGAUCCGCAGCAGCAGCAGCAGCAGUUACGUGCGCGGUGACGGUGACGGCACGGUGUCAUUGUUGGCAGCUGAGAGAACGCCACACGAGGAGCAGCUACAGGCACAUUCACCUUCUUCCCACCAUCGUGCGCACGUGCGUGAGUGUGGAGCAACAGCAGUGUCGUCAUCGUCGUCUGGCGUGCGGUCAUCUGUUGCGCGUGCCCGUGAGCGCCACCACCGCCACCGCCACCGCCACCUCCGUGCGGACCAGCUGCAUGUGUCAUCAUGGUCUAGCGGACAACGUCGCCGGUCUGCCCCCGUUGUGUUGGACGGGGUGAACAGCAACGACGACGCCAGCGCCGACGAGUCGUCUGAGGGGCGGGGAUUGGGAGGGGCGCGAUCGGCGUUUACGAGCUACAGCGGGCCCGGGCGCCCCCCGUUUGCCGCGCGACGGCGAGCCACGUUUGCUGGCUGCGCAACGCCGGCCGCGCACACGCUGCACUGCACCAGCACAUGCGGCAGCGACACUGACGACGACGGCGAUGGCGCUGGUGAUGUCGGGCGAGGCGUUCGCGUUGUUGGUGUUGGGGUCAGUACAAGAACAGCAGCAGCAACAACAGCAGCAGCAACAAGAACAGCAGCAACAGCAGCAACAACAACAGCAGCAGCAGCAGCAACAACAAUAAGCGGCAGUGGCUGCAACAGCAGUGGACGCAGUUGUGACAGAGGUGAGGCCGUGCAUGGGAGAGGAAGCGUCGGGUGGCCAGCCACCACCAUACAAGGCAGCGGCAGCAACAGCAGCAGUAGUGCGCGUUCAUCGCGUAGGAGGGCGCGGCAUGCGUUGAGCAGCAGCUGUAGCAGCGGCGGGCUGAGUGGAAGCCGGCUGUGUGUGUCGCAGGGUGUGGUUGCAGCGUCGCCAUCGUCACGGUCACUGUCGCGCGGCGGGCGGUCGACGAGUGUGAGCCGCAGCGUCAGUGUCCGCAGCAGCGACGGCAGCAGAGGUGCCAGCAGUGGCGGCACCACGAAUACGCCGUGCGACAGCCGGCGGUCCAGCCGCCACAGCUUUGGCGACUUGGCCAUGAUGGCUGGUCGUGGGCUUGGCAGCGGAGAGCUGAGACAGCGCAUUGCUGCGUUGGGCAUUGGGGAAAGUGGCGUGCUGAGCAACGGAGUGAACACAACAAUAAUGGCAUCCAUGUCAAAAGCAGGGGAUGGUGGUAACUCCGCCCAUUUACCGCACGAGCACACCAGCAACCACAACGCUGAAAGCAACGGUAGCAGCAGCCAUCACAAUGGAAACAGCAACGGCAGCUGCAGCAGCAGCCACCACGCCCACAACGGUUUCAGCGCCAGCAUUCAGCGGCAUCACCACAACGCUGGCGAGAGUGCGUUUGAGACGCUGCCCCUGCUGCCGUUUACGAUUCCUUCGCUGCAUGUGUCCUCGGCUGACGAGGCCACUGGCAAAGCAGCCAACCCUGACAGCGGCAUUGCGCUGCAUACACGGGAUGACAACCAUCACAAGUGUGAUGGCGGCGGCGGUAUUGAUGAUGAUGGCGGGGACGAGGGUGACAGCCUUGAUGUCGCUCCCUUGAGCUCAUUGUUGCAUGAGGGCGCACUGCCAACAGCAGCAGCAACAGCAACACCAACAACAGCAGCACCAACAACAGCAACACCAAUAACAGCAGCAAGAGUAACAGCAACACCAACAACACCAAUACCAACAACAGCAACAGCGCCCUGUGUUGAUGCGCAGCAACUGGUGCUGGACGGUGGCGAGGUGCGGCGCGAGACCCCGCAAGUGCUUGAUUUUGCGUUUGUGCAAGAUGGUGUAGGCGAUGAUGAGGAUGACCUGUUCCUUGAUCUGACGCGGCCUGCCGUUGAUGUUGAGUCAUCUGAUGCAAGGUUGGUGGUAUCGUCCGCCCCGUCAACAGCACACCACAUGUGCUCGCUUUCAACGACGACGACGACGACAGCGCACGGUACGGCGUCUUAUCCGUAUCCCUCACCAUCGUCGUUCGCGUCCUCAGCAGCUACCAACCUCGCCACCCUCGCCAACUACGACAGCCACCACAAUGAGCAUCAUCAUCGUCACCACCACCACCACCACCACCACCAUCACCAGCAGCAGCAGCGGCAUCUGUUGUCGCCACGGCGGGUGUUCACGCUUCAAAGUGGCGGCAGCGCGAGCAACAACAGCAGCGGUGUCUUUACUUUCACGCCGCGAGCGCAGCAAUUGAGACAGAGGGGAGAGCAGGGCACGGAGGAGGAAAGGGGGGAGGGUGCAGGCGAGGGAGACGAGUGCUCGUUUGCGUAA
Salpingoeca rosetta is the source of this 5280-nucleotide messenger RNA. RefSeq lists its product as uncharacterized. The record is from RefSeq and is a predicted model, not a curated record. The transcript is spliced from 13 exons. Bases 1 to 5280 code for a protein of 1759 amino acids. NCBI's taxonomy places the organism in Eukaryota, Choanoflagellata, Craspedida, Salpingoecidae.